UUUUAUUCAUCUGACUGUCGAUUUUUAUCCCUCGCCUCUUAUCUGCAUCACGUUAUUACUUUAAAUUUGCGCACACACACGUACUGUCAGUUCCAAAGAUAUGUGGCUCUUAUAAGAAACAAAAACACACAGUACAAACAGCUUCGUUCUCAGCUGAACGAACUGCGCGCCGAGAAGGGCAUCUUGACGUGGACUUUGGACCGAUUGCGCUCUGAGGAGGCGGAAGCUGAGAAGGCUUUGCGUGCCUCCGAGACAGCUCAGGGAAUAUCGGGAUACUGGGAGACUCAAGCUGGCCUGGAGAAGACUUCUGGAGUUGCUUGA
Messenger RNA from Protopolystoma xenopodis, 321 nucleotides. The record is from the annotation of a GenBank genome assembly. Lineage: Eukaryota; Metazoa; Platyhelminthes; Monogenea; Polystomatidea; Polystomatidae.